This is a messenger RNA of Nicotiana tabacum (common tobacco), 1354 nucleotides long. RefSeq names its product ethylene-responsive transcription factor 5-like. Gene Ontology annotation, biological process: regulation of DNA-templated transcription; ethylene-activated signaling pathway. The record is from RefSeq and is a predicted model, not a curated record. Gene Ontology annotation, molecular function: DNA-binding transcription factor activity; DNA binding. Lineage: Eukaryota; Viridiplantae; Streptophyta; Magnoliopsida; Solanales; Solanaceae.
AGAAACCUCCUCUAAACCUCCACUUGACGCAAAAAUUUCCACCCUUUAUAAUCCUCCCUCUUCACUCUUUCUUUUCCACUCAAUUCAACUCAAAUUCCCUUUAAUUCUUUCAUUUUUUGAACAAGAAAAAAAUCCUCUCCCCCCCAAAUUUUCCUUUACAAGUUUUUUCAUUUCUCUAAAAGAUUUAAAUGGAUCUUGAUUUGAUAAGGGAGCAUCUUCUUGAUGAUGUUGUUUUUAUGGAAAAUUAUUGCUCAUCAUCAGAAACAAGUAGAACCCUUUAUUCUCAAAACUCCUCUGUUUCUGAAUCAUUUGAUUCUUUAACCUCUGAUCUCAAAAUGGAAAAUUUCUCUUUUGAUCCCACAAACUUAGCUCAAAGUUUGAACCAAGAAUUUAAUUCUUUUGAAUUUGAACCAAAACCCAACUUAGUACCUCGUAUAACAAUCUCAAAUUCCCCCAAAAAAACAAGUUUUAAUGAAAGAAAACCUUCUCUAAAUAUUACAAUACCUAAUGUCAAGAAAACAGAGGAAUCAAAAACAGAGGAGCCAAAAACAGAGGAAUCAAAAACAGAGUACUCUGUUCAGAAGAAAUAUAGAGGAGUAAGGCAAAGGCCAUGGGGGAAAUUUGCUGCGGAAAUUCGUGACCCGACCCGAAAGGGAACUCGGGUUUGGUUAGGAACUUUUGAAACUGCAAUAGAAGCAGCUAUGGCAUAUGAUAGAGCAGCAUUUAAGCUAAGAGGGAGUAAAGCAAUCUUGAAUUUCCCACUUGAAGUAAGCAACUUUAAGCAAAAAAGUAACGUGAUUGAGCAAAGGGUUAGUUCAAAUUUAAAUUCUUGUGGGAAAAGGGUAAGAGAAGUGGUGAAUGAAGAUGAAGUUGUUGUGGUAAAAAAGGAGGUUAAAAGAGAGCAAAUGGUAACUCCAUUGACACCUUCAAAUUGGUCUUCAAUUUGGGAUUGUGGAGAUGGAAAGGGUAUUUUUGAAGUGCCACCUUUGUCACCAUUUUUGGUUUCAUAAAAUGGAUUGAACAAAUAAAGGGAUGUCCGAAAAAGAAAAAUAUGGGGUCCCUUUUGGGAAAUUGGAUAAAAGUUAAAAGAAAUCUAUCAUAAACAUCUCUAACCUCACCGGUAAGAGUAAAGUUGUAUAUAUAUAUUACCUAUUACCUUUUCGGACCGUAAGAAACAUGAGGUGAUGGGGUAGAAUGAAAAGGUUGUUUGGAUCAUGCAAUUUUUUGUUCUCUUUGAUUUGAUUGACUUUCAAUGUAAAUAUGAACUCAGUCUAGAAAUUUUGUUCAAUUGGUUUAUUCCGUUUGUAUGCAAUGGAAAUGGAAGUAAUGUAAAUUCCUUUUUUUUUAUUUUUUA